AGGUUUGAAUAGGGAAGUUUUGCAGGGGUUACGUUUGCAGUCAGUCCGGUGUUUGCAAAUAUUGUGUGGGCUCGCGAGCGCGUCUCUGGACUCCGGCAGGAUCUGAACCCGCGGCGCCUCACUGCUGGGCACUGAGUUUGCAUGAAACUUUCCCUGCGCUGCAGGCACGGCCGCUGCGCUCCCGACUCCAGACCGCACACCUCCGUGUUGGUUCAACAGCGGGGACUGAUUUUUCCAAACCGACAUGGAUGUACUCCCAAUGUGCAGCAUCUUCCAGGAACUCCAGAUUGUGCAUGAGACCGGGUACUUCUCGGCGCUGCCCUCCCUGGAGGAAUAUUGGCAACAGACCUGCCUGGAGUUGGAACGCUAUCUCCAGAGUGAACCCUGCUAUGUGUCAGCCUCUGAAAUCAAGUUCGACAGCCAGGAAGAUCUGUGGACCAAAAUUAUUCUGGCUCGGGAGAAAAAGGAAGACCCGGAAGUGAAGGUUUCCUCCAGUCCCCCUGAGGAUGCUCUCAGCAGCCCCAGCUUUGGCUACAACCUGGAGACCAACAGCUUGAACUCGGAUGUGAGCAGCGAGUCAUCGGACAGUUCCGAGGAACUCUCACCCACUUCCAAGUUUACCUCUGACCCCAUUGGCGAAGUGCUGGUCAACUCGGGGAACCUGAGCUCCUCAGUCACCUCCACACCCCCUUCUUCCCCAGAACUGAGCAGAGACCCUUCCCACCUGUGGGGGUGUGCACCCGGUGAGCCGCACCCUCCAGGGAAGAUACGCGGUGGGACUUCGGGGAAGCCGGGUGACAAGGGCAGCAGCGGGGACGCCUCCCCAGACGGCCGGAGGAGGGUGCACCGAUGCCACUUUAAUGGCUGCCGAAAAGUUUACACCAAAAGCUCCCACUUGAAAGCACAUCAGCGCACUCACACAGGAGAAAAGCCUUACAGAUGCUCAUGGGAAGGGUGUGAGUGGCGUUUUGCAAGAAGCGAUGAGUUAACCAGACACUUCAGAAAGCACACUGGUGCCAAGCCUUUUAAAUGUUCUCACUGUGACAGGUGUUUCUCCAGGUCCGACCACCUGGCCCUGCACAUGAAGAGACACCUCUGAGGGAGCAGAGUGUGAAUCCUGCGGCUAAAACGGCUUCCAGGCUGAGAGACGGCCAUGGAAGGAGGGUGCGUGUUCCAGCCAAAGCAUGCCAUUUUGCACCCCACCCAGUUGCCUCCAGGACCUCUCCUUGGAAGGUCUUUCGAAGGCGAAAGAAGUCAUGUCAGAAGCGGCAGAGCGCCUGUGGUGUGUGGUGUUUGGGUGGCCUGGACUCGCCACUGGUACCUAUCUUCUGAGUGGUCCCUAAGCCUUUGCCGUGAGCAUGUGCACUGAGAAUGUUAAUGGUUGGGUUGAUUGUAUGUGGAGGAUCUAUUAGGACUGUGUGAUGAGGCAGAGUCUUUCCUGUGCAGUAGCAAGACUGCAAGAGACAGAAAAAAAAAUUGUUUGAAUGUUUCGUGUGUGACAGGUAAACCAUGAGAUGAGAUGACCACCAAUCAUUUCUUUGGGGGGUGGGAGGGUGUCUGCGCCUUAUGAAAAAAAAAAAAAAAAGAAAGAAAAAAAAGAAGGGAAAACAUGGAGGGCGGAGUGUGCGUGGUCAGAACCCUGUGUGGCGAGUGGAUGUGGGAGGGGGAGCCCUCCUGUGUGAGAGGAACAUUGGCGUCUGGUGCAGCUACGAAUCGAAUCGUGCAAUGUGUCAAGUAGCUUGUUCUACUGGCUACAACAGCUCAUUUGUUACCCUUUGUAUAAGCUGUGUAUUUACAAAUAUAACACAAUGGUAACCUUUCCUUAUAAGACAAAAGUAAUGCAUGGUCUAGGGAACUUUCUGCUUUUCCAUUUUUAAAUCAGAACUACAAUUUUGAUUCCAGUUACUGAGCAGCUAAAAUACAAUUUGUUGAAAUCAGUGAUCCCUAGCCAUUUGGGCCUGGCAAUACACAAUUUCUCUCCCCUUCGAUUUUGUAACACUCCCCUUCCAGAAAGGUGGUGUGCAACAUAGGAUUGUUUUUUAAAUGAUUCUGAAUUUGAUGACCUUUUUGGAAAUUUAAUGAUGCCCUUCAAGACAUUGGACACCUACUGGGUGUCAAGAAUGCGAGGGCUGGUCUAAUGUUACAUUAGACUAAGAACCUAAAAUUUUCUCAGUUGGGUGGAUAAAACCACUAAAGUUUAGAAAGUGUUUUCUCAUGCAGCUAUGUUUCUCUUAUUUAUGCCUUGAGGACUAAUUUCUGGUUUUCUAGCUGUUAAUGCACUGUAGAUCUUAAUAAUGGUGCCUUAUGCAAGUGGCCCCUUAUGUGGGGGUCUCAUACAGGGGUAUGGGUGAUGCAUGCUUUAUUAAGGCUCUUUUUUCACCUGGCAUUGUACUGUAUCAAUGUAAAAUACAGAAAAAAAUCUCUUUAAAGUCCUCCUUCACAAAGACAAAUAGAGAGAUGAAAACCCCCCAAACAAGUCAGUAUUUACUCAAUAUUUUGCAUAACUUGACCAUCAGUGUUAAAAUGGAAAACACAUGAUAAUUGAAAAACCUGACCAUUUCUGCCACCAUGAGACUUUUCAUAUAGACUUUGCACAACAAUUGUAUAGUUCACACACCGGCUGUAUUUAAUAUGUAAUGUUUUCACGCAUAUUAAAGAUACAGAAGUAUAAAAAAACAAUGUUAAUGUAUUUGCUUAAAAGGCACAAGUUUCACAUACCUAUCUAGCUAUUUGUUGGUAAUACAGAAAGUAUAUUAAUUUUUUAAAAGUGGGCAGAAUUCUUGUGUAUGUAUAUUUGUGUGUAUAGUAUGUAUAUGUUUGUGUGUGUGUAUAUAUAUAUACAUAUAUAUAAUAUAUAAAUAUUUUUUUAAGGAGAAAUUAGAUGUUUAGCUAGAAAAUUUCAUAGCCUGUGAAGAAAUAUUUCAAAAUGGCCAUAAAGGAGGUAAAAAUGAAAACUAUAACUUUUAUAAAGGCUUUAUCUUUAAUUUAAUUAUUUGCUACAGACUCUUGGCAAGGACUCUGUUCCAGACUGCUGACUCUGCUCAUCUUACUGGCAGGUCUGCAACAGGGUACUGUUGGCCACUCAAAAUUGGCAUGAACGGAAUACUAGCCCACAAGUUGGUCUCAGACACACUAUUGUUUUGAUUUUUAAUUUCAGCCUUAUUAGAAGAUCUAAGAGUCAGCUAAUUACAGGGAUUUUUUUAGAACACUUUUUAUGCAGAUGAAGUUGGUUUUUUGUUGUUGUUUUUUUAGUACAUAGAUUCUUCCCAUUUUUCCAAUGAAUAAUUUCCCUAAUUUGGCACACCACAGUGUGGACAGCUGAUAUUUCAUCCAGCUGCUGGCUUGUGGGUGUGGAUUUUUAUAUAUAUAUAUAUAUAUACACAUAUAUAUAUACACAUGUGAGUCUGGCUGGGCUGGUAUUUUGUUUGAUCUUCCUGGAAAUGAGCAAUGAUGAAAGCUCGAAUAACUGGUUUUUUUUAUCUGGGCUGAUGAAUACACUUACCUAAACAACUCAUUUCAUUUUGCUAAGGGGGAAAAUGCACUUUUGGCAAUUCAAAAUCCAGGCACUUGAUUUGCUGGAUUUUGGAAAACUCCUUUUUUGGCCCUGCUGUGCGCCUAGCCAUAACAAUUCCAUUAAGUAAGAAGGUAAACAAAAGACAAAAAGGAAAAAAACCACGCAACUUGCACUGGCUUGUCUCACUUAUGAAACACCACGGAGUUGUUUGAUUGGGUGGGGCUGGGUGCCGUGUAUAUCAAUGCCUGUAAUUUUCAUAAUAAGCAAGUACAUAAAGAAUUAUAUUCUGUUCAGGUGAUAACUGAGCCUCAAUCAAGCAGAAACUUUUUGCUUGACAUUAAAAAAAAAUUUCUAUUAGUGAAAUUUCUUUUUUUUUUUGAAGCACCCUGUUAUCUAAAGAAUCUUUGUAAGAUUUUUGUAAAAUUUUGUUUUACAAGAUUUUAUUUGAAAUUGUUUUUUGCAAGAUUGUUAUAUUUCUGUAUGAAUGUAUUUUUUAUUGGAAUAACAUAAAAGAAUUCUUAUCAGGA
Molecule: messenger RNA, 4041 nt
Organism: Myotis daubentonii (Daubenton's bat)
Lineage: Eukaryota; Metazoa; Chordata; Mammalia; Chiroptera; Vespertilionidae
Gene: KLF6
Product: KLF transcription factor 6
Biological process (GO): regulation of transcription by RNA polymerase II
Molecular function (GO): RNA polymerase II cis-regulatory region sequence-specific DNA binding; DNA-binding transcription factor activity, RNA polymerase II-specific
Source: RefSeq, a predicted model, not a curated record